AUGAACCGAAGUAUUGACGUCAAUGGACUGCGCGAUGUGGUGUCCCAGAGGGAUAUGCACCGUAGCCAUUUACCUGAUGCUUCUAUAAUGAGUGGUACUUCAAAAUCAGCAGCAGGGGGAGUAGCAACUGGAACUGCUGUUGAAGAUACUGUGUUGUUGGAAGUUCUUAUUCCUGUGUAUACAAGAUUGGAGGACCGUGAGGAAGUGUGUCGUGAUCUUGGCAUCUCUGUUCUUACAGGCCGUGGAGGUGUUAAUGGUCUUUCACGCAAAAUAUGUGUCCGAUUGACCGAUCCUACUGAUCCUUUUUUUCUAUUUGAGUUGGAACUUCUUGAGGAUGACUACGGCUUAUUUAAGCAGCGAUUGGAGCUACUGGUGGAUUUCAGUGGAUUUCCCAAGUACCUUGUCUCUAUGCUAAAUGGUGUGGUGAAUGGAGUGACUCCAUACGUGGUAUGCUUUGUAGUGGAUAGCCGUGACGCUGUUCGAGGAACACUUCGGGUGUUGGAGCGCACCGAUUUCCGCACAGUAGAACACAUUUCCCUCGUCUUGCUUCGUCAAGGCGAUGCGGGACAGAAGCGAUACCUUGCGGAGCGCUUUCAGUACUAUGAGCGGGCCUACACACGUGCGUUAGAGGAGCACCGCAUGGAGUCCUCAGCGGCGGCGGCGAAUAUUGAGGCGCUGAAGAAUGAAGUGGCGUCUCUUGAGGAGAGCGGGGCGGCGGUGCGGGAACAACUGCGGGUGGAGUUGGCGCGGGCGGAGCGGAGUUCGUUGACGACGGCGACUCAACUGCGGGAGACGCACAGCGGCGAAGUCGCGCAGCUGCGGGCCUCCUUCGAGGCGGAACUUCGCCACGCCGCCCGCAAGGCGGAGGAAGUGCAGCAGCAAUUACUGCAGGAUGUGCGGGAGAAGGAUAAGGCACUGCAGGAGGCGCAGCAACGAGCCGCCGCAUUGGAGUCAUCCGUGAUAAAACUACAGUCCAAAUUGAGACUCACAGAGGACAGGUGUAAUGCUCAAGAAAAGGAAUUGGAGGGUCUACGGUCUUCAAAUCAUGAACUUCAAGAUUUUCGAAAUCAUGCUACUCGAUCACUCUCUGAUAAUGAACUUAAUUACGUGAAAAUUCAAGAACGAUUACGUAGUGUUUCAGAGACCUUAAGAUCACGGGAAGAAGAAGUUAAUUCCUUACGAGAGCAAUACCAAAAGCAGGAUAAUUAUAUUCGUAUCAUCACUGCACAAAAUGAGCAACUUACAGAAAGAAAUAAGAAGAAUGAAGUAUCAUUAUCAAAAGCACAUCAUAUUAUUACUAAUCAACUAAAACAUGUGAAGAGUAUGAAGGAACGUGAAAACAUGAUAAAAAAACAAUUAAACAGUCAAAGUGCUCUUUUACAAGAAAAGGUGGCUACUAUUUCUAGAUUGAGAGAUGAACUUAAUUCUUCAGCAGAACGAAUUCAAACUCUUCAAAGUAAAUCAGCUGAAUUACGUGAUCAAUUGGGAAAAACAGAUGCUGCACGUGAAAAACUUGCUCAAGAAUUAAAACAAGGCCAAGAUGCCCUUAUUCACCUUCAGCGAAGUACCAGUGUAAAUGGAAGACAUUGGUCUGUUAUGAGUGGUCCUAUCGGUAGUAGUAGCAGUCUUGGUCUAGGUCUUAGUACCAGUUGUGGUUCAACUUCAUAUGAUGUCUACAAGGAACUUAAUAAAAAUGCCAACACGACACUUCGAAAUGGUGGAUUAGCUAAUCCAUAUGUAUCGAAUGAUAUUACUGUUUCUUCUAUGACAAAUCAUCAUUCUGUACAGAAUGGUGGUGAAAAUAAUCAACAAAAUGCAAAGACUAAAACUCAAAAUGAUGUAAAAGAGAUGCAGCAGAAGAAUUCUAUUUAUUCAGUAAGUAAUAAAAAAAUUCUUAACCCACAAAUGGGUAUAGUAGUUGGUACAGAGGAUGGAACAACCAAGUUAUUUAAUACAGAAGAAGGCUCAAUAUUAAAUGGUAAACAAAAACGUCAACCCUUGGAUACAACAGCAAUUAAUGUGGCAUUGAAUCAAACAAAUAACGGAUUUGCCGCUAAGAGUUUUUUCAAUGAUGAGGUUGAUAAAACAGAACUCUCAACCAACACUGCUUCUUUUAUUGGGAAAGUACCAGCAGCAACAGCAGGUCCGAGUGCCUACUUUUAA
Trypanosoma theileri is the source of this 2163-nucleotide messenger RNA. Its product is annotated as spindle assembly 6. NCBI's taxonomy places the organism in Eukaryota, Euglenozoa, Kinetoplastea, Trypanosomatida, Trypanosomatidae. Gene Ontology annotation, cellular component: centriole. Gene Ontology annotation, biological process: centriole replication. The record is from RefSeq and is a predicted model, not a curated record. Bases 1 to 2163 code for a protein of 720 amino acids. The transcript has a single exon.